AUGGCGGAUAUCUUGGAUGUGGUGGAAGAGAGCGGGUUUCUUUCAAGUUUAAUAUGGGAAAUUCUUAAAAGUCCAAUUAACAUUGCUUUGGUGGGAAUAAUCAGUUAUCUUGUAUAUAAAAUAAUAAAAAGCAGGCAAAAGGUACAUGAACCUGUGCACAUUGAACCAGAAUUACCGAAGUUAAGAAGAGAUUUUACAGUAGAAGAGUUACGAAAGUAUGAUGGAACUGGCCCAGAUGGAAGAAUUCUUGUUGCUGUGAAUGGAAAUGUCUACGAUGUCACGAAAGGGAAACGUUUUUAUGGACCAGGUGGUCCAUACUCAGCAUUUGGAGGACGUGAUGCUUCCCGUGGUCUUGCUACAUUUUCUGUUGAUUCGGCAAAAGAUGAAUAUGAUGACUUGAGUGAUCUAAACACGAUGGAGAUGGAAUACUAA
Messenger RNA from Schistocerca americana (American grasshopper), 432 nucleotides. Its product is annotated as membrane-associated progesterone receptor component 1-like. NCBI's taxonomy places the organism in Eukaryota, Metazoa, Arthropoda, Insecta, Orthoptera, Acrididae. The coding region runs from base 1 to 432 and encodes 143 amino acids. The transcript has a single exon. The record is from RefSeq and is a predicted model, not a curated record. Gene Ontology annotation, cellular component: endomembrane system; membrane.